GAACGCCGCGCGACCAGUAGCGAAUCGAUCUCCCCGGUCGAGUCAUUCCAGUCGAGCGAUACUUUACGUAUUUACGUCGCGCCCGCGACUUUCUUUCCGCAACCGUCCCCGAGUAUAUCGAAUCUCGUGAACUAUGUCCGAGGCAUACGUCGACGAAUACGAGCACUUCAACUACGACUACGACAAGCACAUCUUCACCUCGCACGGCGGUAAGCAGAGGAGCAAACGCGAGGCUGUCGCGCACACGAAUCACUUCGACCCGAGCGGCCAUUCCAGAAAGCUUCUCACCAAGCUGAUGAACACCGAGCACAACAAACGGCAGACGACGAGCAAGAGCAAGGCAUAAAAGAUUACGGACGUUCCUAUUCUCGCGGCCGGCGUCUUCAAGGAUCUCAUCUCACAGGGUUUUCUCACCUAAGGCGACCGGAAUAAAAAUAUAUAUAUUCUUUUGUUUUUACUAUCGAGAAUGCAUUUAGUCGUAGAUUCUUACUCAACGUAAGAUCGGCACGAUAGUUCGUACCUCAUCGUUAUCUUUUAUUAUGUCAAAAACACGGCAAUCACGUUAUUUGUGAGAGUACAAAAUAACGUAUGUCGCACUUCGCUGCUUUGCGUGAAUCUGGAAUUCGCAUGACAUUCUUUUUUUUUCUUGACUAGGAUAAUGUGGUGAUACUAUAUUAAUUUUUGCAUGUGCUAUUGUUAAAUUCGUCGAUAAGUUAUAAUCGAUUGAAUUUCUAUUGUACGAUUAUGAAAAAUAAAAUUUAUGUUCUAAUAAUAACAAUAAGUGAAUUAAAGUCGUUAAUUCAAGUUUUUUGUUAUAAACAAUUAUGAUGUGAUGAUGUCUUUUGUUAUAUAUGCGUGCGUUUUAUUUGCAUACAUUAUAAUAAUGAAUAAUCGUUGUUAAAAGGAAUAGAGAAAAAUUUUGCUAUCGGCUCCUUAUAUCUCUAGUGAUACAUUACGUCAUUAAUACAUUAUGACAUUAAUACAUUACGAUAUUAAUACAUUAUGACAUAUUCCAAAAAAACGUGUGUAAAGAAAGCUAAAUAAUCGAAUUCGAAAAUUCAUUAUAUUGAUGUUCAAUUAAUAUCAGAUUGCCCGCAUAUUGUGAUCGACGAUGUAUAUUAUUAUUGAUUCAGAAUUGAUAUAUUCUUCAAUUAGUUCUUCGCACGAGAAAAUUAUCUAGUAUUGACAUAUAAAUAUUAUGGUACGAUUACAUAAAAAGAACUGUGAAAUAAAGAUAAUUUCUAAUUGA
Messenger RNA from Atta colombica, 1249 nucleotides. RefSeq names its product nuclear protein 1. Gene Ontology annotation, biological process: regulation of transcription by RNA polymerase II; negative regulation of cell cycle; negative regulation of cell population proliferation. The transcript has 2 exons. Gene Ontology annotation, cellular component: nucleus. The coding region runs from base 134 to 346 and encodes 70 amino acids. The record is from RefSeq and is a predicted model, not a curated record. Lineage: Eukaryota; Metazoa; Arthropoda; Insecta; Hymenoptera; Formicidae.